AUGGGAAAAUCUUUUUUUAUAUUCUAUAUAAUACUAUAUAAUUAUCUCACUUAUUUGCAGACAUAAAAAUGGCGCUGACAGACCUCCUGACCCUAUCUCUUCAGAAUCAACUGGCAACAGCCAGUGUGAAGGAAAAAGGCAAAAAGAGGCUGGAAAAUCUUUGUGUACAUUGGGCUAGAUUUUUCUCAGGUCACAGGGAGUUAAUCACUGGGACUUAAGUUUUUACCUCAAAACCAAAUUGGAAAGGGCAAGACCAGUAGAAUGAUAAAUUAUCGAGCAGGGCCCAAGAGGUGAGAUUUACCCAACGAGAAACUGGGAGUUUCGACCAGUGGAGGUCCAUAGGUUGCAGGAGUCAUGGAAGCCAAGAUCGGUCAUGCCUGCGGCGGCAAGAAAGGUUGCAUGUCGGGGUUCCUCGGAGAGAUGAGUAUUUAGGGCGAAAAUUCCCAGCCCGAUCGAGGAAGAAGCUUAAUUACAUUAAAAUUGGCAUCUCACCUAUUUGAUAAAGAUUAAAUUAAUACAUUAGCUCCAAAAAGUAUAUUUUUAUAAAAUGAAUCGAUUAUCAGAGAUUGACGACGCCAUAAGGAAAAAGCUAACUUCUUCAUAUACAAAUUUCUCAUCAUCAAUAAGUGCUACCAAAAGAGCCAGGAUACUUAUGGAAGCUAAACCCCUGCUCAAUGCUCACAUUAAAUGUCGCGAAAUAUGAGAAGCUUUGCAAUUAGCAGAUUACAAAAAAGAAGGAGUCCUAAAUGAUGCAGCUUUACAAGUUCUUCUAGAAAAGCAAAGCAAAAAUUUAUAUGAUCUAUUGCAGGUAAAAACCUGAGAAGAUAUGAUAGAUUUGUUAGAUCAGGAUGAAGACGGCUUUAUUAAUGAAGAUGAACAAAUUUUGAUGUUUUCUAUCAUAAUACUUAUAAAUAUAAUUUAUAAUAGAUAUUUUUAAGCUAUUUAUUAUAAUUUUAAAUAAAACAUGGGAAAAUUAAUAAAAAUCAUAGAAAAUUUAUUAUAAGAAAGUAUAAAAGAGAGAAUGCAAAACUGUGCUAACGAAUUGUGUGAAAUACACGAAUACAACUUUUUCAAAGAGCUAAUGAAAACCAUUAGAAUCAUAGAAACUGAUAUUAUUAAAUAUUACAAAUAAAAUGGCUUUUGCUCUUUACUAAUUCUCUUUCCCUAAUGGAAUUUUAUAUAUGGGUUUAGUUUUAUCUUGGGGACUUCUGCACAGCACAGCGGUUUAAACUUUGGGGACAUAUAGAGGAGCUGCUCUAUAGUGCAACCAAAAGGCCCAGAGUUUCAAAACUCAGCACAUCAAAGGAGGAUGAACUUAGGCGAAACACACUCAGGAGCUGAGUAAGGCAAAGGCGACAGCAUCGAGUCCGGGUGGCAAGCGCUUACCAAGAUGUCAGGCUGCUUAUUUGGUAUGGUUCAACCUUUUUGGAUCGGAAAUGCUCGCAAUGUCCCAUUUUGGCUCUGUCCCUUAAAGACUUUAAUUAAUGCAAUGCAUAUUAUUAAAUAUCAAAGAGUUCUCCGCCAAAGAACUCACAUCAAAGAAAUGGGCAUUUACCAGCAAAUCGGCCUGGAGCGUAAAGAAGAAUUUGAAGAUCAAUGAGAAUCAAAAUUCCAAGAAUGCGAAGCAGAAUGUGAAAAAAGAGUCCAAGAAAUGAAAAACAAGCACGAAAAAGAAAUGGAGCAGCUUAACCAAGAAAUUUUUGAAAGCCUCGACGUUUUAAAAUUCAAACCAAAAAUGCUUAUGAAAGAAUUACAAUAUCGAGAACAAAUAGUCGCAGUAAAUGAAAGAUAUGGCGAAGCCCAAGUAAUCAGAAAUGAGCUAAAAUCCUUUGAGACUGCUGAAAUUAACAGAGUAGAAAAUCUUAUCCUAAACGAACAAGAAAAAAAGCGGAAAAAAUUGCUGGUUCUCCAGAAAAGAGAAAUGGAACAUUUAUUAAUGAAAAACUCAGAAGCAGUGAACCAGCUGAAAAUUAAAAAACAAAAAGACUUAUCCAGACUGGAAAAAGAAAUAAAACUGCAUUUUCACGAUAUUAAAAAAAAUCAAAACCAAGCAAGUCGCAUUGCUGAAAAAAUAGGAUCAUAUAGAGAUGAAUUAAGAAGGACUAAAUUUAAGUCAAAUAAAAUGAAGCAGCUGAAAAAGGCGAGGGAUCUGAAAACAAGGAAAAAAACAGCUAGGUCUUUAGCUGCGUCGUGGUCUUUGCCUAUGAUUUUACCUAACACGAAAUCUACUGUAAAAAAUAUCCUUGGGAGCACGCUAAGUAAGGAUCCCCCCCUCAUUUGUCCAAUUUUCUAGUCAAAAUUUUGAUAGAAAAAAAAAAAAUUUCAGGACCUCAAUUGUCUCAUUUUCUAGUUUUUUUACAGUAAAAAACUAAAAUUUAGGACAUUUGAAAAAUCCAAAAAUGACUAGAAAAUGGACAAAUCAUUUUUGACUAGAUUUUUUGGGACAAAUGAGGUCCUGAAAAAAAAAAUUUCUCAGAAAAAAAAACUAGAAAAUUGGACAAAUGAGGGGGGAUCCUUAUGUCUGUAGGAUUUAAAUCAAUUAGUCCUUUAAAAGUUGACUUAACCAGUCUGACGAAAUUUAAUAUAAAAAGUGACCCUGUGGCGACCGAAAGGCCUGUCAAUAUAACUCCAGAUUUUAUGAACUCGACUUCUUUUGCAAGCAAAACAGGGAAACUUUUACAGUCAAAAAAGCAGACAAAUACGCUGCCACUGCUGAGUGCGCAUUAUAGUGAUUCACUUGAAAGACUCUCUGAAUAA
This is a messenger RNA of Blepharisma stoltei, 2757 nucleotides long. The record is from the annotation of a GenBank genome assembly. NCBI's taxonomy places the organism in Eukaryota, Ciliophora, Heterotrichea, Heterotrichida, Blepharismidae.